Haemonchus placei is the source of this 1803-nucleotide messenger RNA. NCBI's taxonomy places the organism in Eukaryota, Metazoa, Nematoda, Chromadorea, Rhabditida, Trichostrongylidae. The record is from the annotation of a GenBank genome assembly.
AUGGCAAAAGAGACUGUCGUUCAUUCAGUGCCAUUACGAAAAGACGAUGAAAGAGAAACGUGGUCUACAAAGGUCGAUUUCCUUCUAUCGGUUAUCGGAUUCGCAGUCGAUUUGGCGAAUAUAUGGCGAUUCCCAUACCUAUGCUUCAAAAAUGGCGGAGGUGUCUUUUUGAUACCGUACACAUUGAUGGUACUAUUAGCGGGUAUUCCACUGUUUUAUAUGGAGCUCUCGCUAGGUCAAUACUAUCGAAAAGGAGCCAUCACGACAUGGGGACGUAUUUGUCCGUUAUUUAAAGGUAUUGGCUAUUGUGUGAUCAUGAUCGCCUUCUACACGGACUUCUUCUACAAUGUUGUCAUCGCAUGGGGUUUUCACUAUUUAUAUGCAUCAUUCACAUUGCAUUUACCAUGGGCAAGCUGUAACAACUCCUACAACAGUAUUGCUUGCUAUGAGCCACAUUGGAGCGAUGGGUCUUCUACGUGUCGGGAGCCGGUCAUCGACGAAUCGUCACAAAUUUCAGCAGCAGAGGAGUAUUUUUACAAAGGUUUUCUCGGACUUCACGCUCCUGGCGAUACCACUUCGCAUGUAAUCAGAGGUCUCGACAACCUGGGAAGUGUCAAUUGGCAUAUUGUCAUCUGCUUGGCGAUUGUUUAUCUAAUCUGUUAUUUCUCACUAUGGAAAGGAAUUGGUAUGAGUGGAAAGGUUGUUUGGUUCACAGCCUUAUUUCCCUACGUCGUUCUGGGAGUGUUAUUCAUCCGUGGAAUUACUUUACCAGGAUCCGAAAUGGGUAUUGAGUACUACCUGAAACCAAACAUCGAAAUGUUAAAGAGACCUUCCGUGUGGCAAGAUGCCGCCACCCAAGUGUUCUUUUCACUUGGGCCAGGUUUUGGAGUACUUAUGGCCUAUUCAUCCUACAAUAACUUCAAUAACAAUGUUUAUUUUGUCCGGUGCAUGAAAAUUAUCAUUUUCAGAGAUGCCCUAAUCACGAGUGCUAUCAACUGUGCCACCAGCUUCCUGUCAGGAUUCGUGAUAUUUUCGGUUCUUGGCUAUAUGUCCUGCAAAAGUGGUAAACCAAUCGAUACGGUAGCCCAAGAAGGUCCUGGUUUGGUUUUUGUCGUUUAUCCAGAAGCAUUGGCCACGAUGCCAUGGGCUCCAGGUUGGUCAGUGCUCUUCUUUCUGAUGCUCAUCACACUCGGUCUCGACAGUUCGUUUGGUGGAUCGGAAGCGAUCAUCACAGCGUUGUCGGACGAGUUUCCCAUUAUCAAACGAAAUCGUGAAAUUUUCAUCGCAUGUCUUUUUUCCUUCUACAUGCUUGUCGGUUUUGCAAUAUGCACUAAUGGUGGUAUCCUGAUUAUGGAAUGGUUGAUUGUAUAUGGAACAACGUGGGGUUUACUGAUUGCUGUGUUCUGUGAAGUUAUGGUGGUCGCCUACAUUUACGGUAUCAAGCAAUUUGUUCGUGAUCUCAAAGAAAUGCUUGGUUUCGAGCCAGGAAUCUACUGGAGGAUAUGUUGGAUGUUACUUGCCCCGGUGUUUUUGUUGAUGAUGAUUCUGUCGUCGUUCAUCUAUUAUCAACCGUUGAAAUAUCAAGACUAUGCCUUUUCAACCUUAGCCAACACUGUUGGAAUCUUUUUCGCAUUAUCGGCUGCUUCAGCGAUUCCAAUCGUUGGCAUAUACAAAUGUUUCGAAUCAAAGGGCGAUACUGUAGCCGAGAAGCUACGACGCGUUAUUAUGCCGUAUCGUCGAAGAUUAUCUCAACGUGAAUACGUUCCGAUUGGGCGGCGUCAUUCAUCGGAUGUGAUGCUGUAG